Molecule: messenger RNA, 2162 nt
Organism: Trifolium pratense (red clover)
Lineage: Eukaryota; Viridiplantae; Streptophyta; Magnoliopsida; Fabales; Fabaceae
Product: transcription factor MYB98-like
Exons: 3
Coding region: 665-2059 (464 amino acids)
Biological process (GO): regulation of DNA-templated transcription
Cellular component (GO): nucleus
Molecular function (GO): RNA polymerase II cis-regulatory region sequence-specific DNA binding; DNA-binding transcription factor activity, RNA polymerase II-specific
Source: RefSeq, a predicted model, not a curated record
GUCACGCAUUUGUUCUCUAUAAUUUAUUUUGUCGUUGAUGUAAACACAAAUUGAACUAUGCCAUGUUGGAAUAUCAAUUUAUUGUAAAAAAAAAAAUGUUAGAAUGUAGAACCCAACCAGCGGCGAGUUGCUACCUAAUUUGCAAGCCAUCGAAUUCGGUGUAAUUAAUCUACACUCUUCUACGUAGGUUACAAGUAAUUGAUAUGUUACGUUAAUAAUUAUUAACUCGACUUUCGUAACUUCAUUUUUAUUGCAAUAGAUAGAUUGCAACUUUGCUAUGUACAGGUGACACUAAGAUCUAAAACAAAGAUCUAAUUAAGUCUAAAAUAUAUUCAUGGACUUGUGGCAUUGACACACUACUGCAUGCAUUUGUAUACCAUUACAUAAAAUCUAUUCAAAGAGAAAAUUUUGACCACAAUUAUUCUUAACUAAGCAAACUACGUAACGUCAAUGUUGUAUUUAAACUUAAGUUUGUAACUACUAAUCAAUUAAGUUCAAUAACAGUUACAAGCAAUUAAAUAUAAUCUUACUAGAAUAUAAACCUUAUGUCAAGGUUUCUUGAAAGGAAACAAUUUGAUGCUUCAUUUCAAUUGUUUUGUGAUUAAUUGCAUUCUAACUCUCUCUUAUAAUAAGGAACACAGAUCAGUGUUGGCUCAUAACACAAAUGUUUCCUUCGAUUCCUGUUACACUUAACUCUCUAAUGGUUCUUGAGACGAAUCUUAGAGAAAACUAUGCCUCACAAUCACAACCAAUACAUUUGCAAGAAAACUACUUAAAGCCAAGGAUGAAAGAUGAGUUAAUACCUUUUGGUGCUCAUUCCACGCAGGGUAGUUUCUUGCAAGAUUUUCACCAUAUCGAUCAAUUUCAUGUGCAUGGCUCCUCAUCCUCCAAUCAAGUUUUUGGGGUCCAAACACAAAAUUUUGAUCCUUUUGGUAAUGCAGAAUGUGCAAAUACAGAUUUUGAAGUUUAUGAUGGAAAGCCUUUUGGCGAGAAUAAUAUUAAUGGUAGUGAGCAUGCUCAACUUAUUGAAAAUUUUCAAUAUGAUGGUUAUAGUUUGAAUAUCCCUAGAAGGAAUCAUCUUGAUCUUAUGGUUGAAAACCAUAGUUAUUUUCCCUUUAAUAAUCCUUCAGAAACCAAGCCAUUGAAUUAUGUUGUACCAGAUGAUGAAGUUUCAAGCAUAGCACCAACAAAUUAUUACCAAAGAGCAGGGUUGAAUAGAAACAACAGGUUAUUAUCUCCUACCACAAGAAGAGCAUUUAAAGCAAGGAAGAAAUCAAACAUAGUGAAGGGGCAAUGGACAGUGGAUGAAGAUAGAUUGUUGAUUCAAAUGGUGGAACAAUUUGGAAUGAGGAAGUGGUCUCAUAUUGCUCAAAAGUUGCCUGGGAGAAUAGGGAAACAGUGCAGAGAAAGAUGGCAUAACCAUUUAAGACCUGACAUUAAGAAAGACAUAUGGACUGAUGAAGAGGAUAAGAUAUUGAUCCAAGCUCAUUCAGAGAUAGGAAAUAAAUGGGCAGAGAUCGCGAAAAGAUUGCCAGGAAGAACUGAGAACUCGAUAAAAAACCAUUGGAAUGCAACAAAGAGAAGGCAAUAUUCGAAAAGAAAAUGUCGCUCAAAGUACCCUAGAGGCACUCUUCUGCAGGACUAUAUCAAAAGCUUGAAUUUGGACCAAAAUCCACCAAGAGACUUUCGAAAAAGAUCUUCGGCUAAUGCAAAGAAAACAGUUACUUGUAGCACAAGCAAAUCAGCAACACAACAAAUUCCUCAGCCACAGAUUGCAAACCAGUUUUGUCCCAAUGACAGGCCGGGGCCAAACUACGAGUUUAAUGAUUUUUCUUUGGAUGAUAAUUUGUUUGAAGAAGGGUGUGGUAUUGAUUCUCUGCUAGAUGAAAUGUCAAGUGUUCCUACUACGGAUGAGAAAGAUUUUGAAGAAAAACAACAAUGUGAUAAGGAAAGCAUGCAAGUUAAUCUUGAAGAGCAACAAUUUGAGACACAAGUUGAAAUUAAGAAGGAGUUGGAUUUGGUGGAGAUGAUCUCUCAGGUUAAUCAAAGUAUUAAUUGAUGUUUAAAUCAGUGUCCUUGGAUUGGAGGCCAUUCAUUAUAAUUAUGGAUUUAGCUUCAAAUAUUUUUACAAGGUUGAUAUGGAACUUGGAUUUAGUUCCUCA